This is a messenger RNA of Adineta steineri, 1788 nucleotides long. NCBI's taxonomy places the organism in Eukaryota, Metazoa, Rotifera, Eurotatoria, Adinetida, Adinetidae. The record is from the annotation of a GenBank genome assembly.
AUGAAUGUGUUUCCUUUAUCAAAUUCAAAAAUGUUUGAUAAAUUAUUAGAUAAGGCAACAAGUCCUCUUUUAAUUGCAACAGAUUGGCAAUCAAUUCUUCAACUAUGUGAUAUGAUAAAAACACAAGAAGUCUCACCUAAACAUGUCAUUCAAGUCAUGAAGAAAAAAUUUCGUCAUGAAAAUGCACAUAUUAUUCUCAAAUCACUUCAAUGUUUGGAAUCUAUUGUUAAGAAUUGUGGUGGAUUAGUUCAUAAAGAAAUUGCACAGAAAGAUGUUAUGGAAUUAUUUCAAGAAUUAAUAAAGAAGUCUCCAGAUCAAAUUCGUAAUAAAGUACUUGAAAUGAUUCAAUGUUGGUCUUAUGGUCUCGGUGAACAAUAUAAAAUUUUAACAGAUACAUAUGAUUUACUCAAACGUGACAAUUAUUCUUUUCCACCAUUGAAAGAAAGCGAAGCUAUGUUUGAAAAUAAGAAUAUAGCACCGGAAUGGCAUGAUAGUAAAGAAUGUUUUCGUUGUCGACAAAUAUUUACUCCAUUUAUACGUAAACAUCAUUGUCGAUCAUGUGGAAAUGCUUUUUGUGAUAAGUGUUCAUCCAAAUCUUGUCCUAUUCCAAAAUUUGACAUCAAUUAUGAUGUACGAGUUUGUGAAUUAUGUUAUGAAAAAUUAACAACUGGAAUAUCACAAAUCUCCAAACCUAUCUCAUCGUCGAAACCAAUAUCAACAAUUACUUCUAAUCAAACAAAAAUUCAAGUUAAAAUGAAUGACGAAGACGAAGAAUCUUUUCAGCGUGCAUUAGAUAUAUCACGACGUGAAGCUGAAGAAAAAGAAAAUCAAAAGAAAAUCUUAACUCAAAAAUAUGCUCUAGCAACAAAUCAAGAUGAAUAUACAAAAUUAAAUCAAACUAUUGAUCAAACAACACACGAAGAAAAAGAAAAUAUUCAAAAUGAAGUUAAGGAAACUACGUUACAAACAAAUAAUUUUAUAAACGAACAAGAAAUCGAUGAAUUUACAUCUGUUGUUAUUGAUCAUAUAAAUAAUUUUAAAUUUCGAAUGUUAAGUAAUCAACAACGAAAUCGUAAUAUAACAACUGAUACAGUUGUACAAUCUAUUUUUGUUAUGUUACAACAAGCAUAUCCUCAUCUACUUCAUACUAUCCAGUUAAUAGAUCACACAAGAACUUACUAUGAAAAUUUACAAGAUAAACUAACUCAAUUGAAAGAUGCUCGAGAAGCAUUGAAUGCUUUACGAAUGGAGCAUUAUGAAAGAAAACAACAGGAAAUAUUCGAACGUGAACGGCAACGACAAAUACAAUUAGCACAAAAACUUGAUUUUAUGAAACAAAAGAAACAAGAAUAUCUUGAAUAUCAACGACAAGUACAUCUUCAACAAUUAGCUCAACAAGAAUUUGAAAUGAGAACUUAUUCUGAUCAACAACGACAAUUAAUAUUAACACAGGAACAAUGUUUACAAAAUUCUCAUUUAUCAUCUAUGAUGUCACAUGAUUACAGCCAAAUGCCUUAUCAACAACCAUUUAAUACUUUACAUUCACAAUCAACAAUGAAUCAAUAUCCAAUUAUAACAAAUUAUCCAACACAACCACCUCAUCAUGGUUCUAUGAUAACGUGUCCAUCAAAUACACCAAAUCUGAUGGAUAGUAAUAGAGAUAAUAAUUACAUUAAUCUUGCCAGACAUAUACCAUUGACUCAUUCUACUGUAUCAUAUAUUCAACAACAAUCAGCUCCAAUGAUCAAUGAAAACAAAUCUGAUCCACAAUUGAUUAUUUUUAACUGA